UCUGUUUGUAUGUUUGUGUUUCCAAAACAGAGAGUCCCAACAACCAAAAGCAAUGAUGUAGACUUUAGAACGACAUGAUGAUGAUGACGACACUGACGCAGGGCCUCGCAGGGAGGAGGAGCAGCGACUGAUUCUCUCCUCCUUUACACCACACCUGGCACUCUAUGUCCGUCCUGAUUGGGCGGCCAGAGUACUAUGUCAUCAGCCACACCCCCUGCGGCCCCGCCCUUUAAAAAGGGAAGGAAGCCGGAGAAGUCGGAGGUGAUGGCUGACUCUGUGCAGGCCACCAAUGAGGAGCUGAGGACCAAAGUCAUGGAUGUCCAGAUUGAGCUGCAGCAGGAGCGAGGCAAGAUAUGCAAGCUCCGUGAGAGGCUGCAGGAACAGCGGCAGGCGCGGGAGCUCGAGCAGCACAAACAUGUCGUAGCAGUCACCGACCUGCGCGCCAAACUCCACGAGGAGAAGCUCCGAGAGAUAGCCGCUGUCCGCGAAGGCCUGGCGCGGCAGCAUGAAGUCGAGCUGGCCCGGUCCAUCAAGAUCCGGGAUGCAGAGGUGCAGAGGCUCCAGGGGCUUGUAAACGCACUGAGAGAUGGAGCCGCUGACAAGCUUAAAAAUGCUCUUCUCGGAGAGGCUCGGGAGGAGGCCAGGAGAGCGUUUGAUGGGGAAAGGCUAAAGCUACAGCAAGAGAUCCAGGAGCAAAAGACAGCCAGGAAGCAGGCAGACGAGGCGCUUGCACAUGCUCUGCAGGCGGAUAAAGCCAAAGCAGCAGAUCUGCGCACAGCCUACCAACAGCACCAGGAUGAGGUGCACCGUAUCAAACGGGACUGUGAGAGAGACAUCCGAAGACUGAUGGAUGAGUUGAAGUCGAAGGACCGGGUGGUGGGUGCUCUGGAGAGGGAGCUGGGGCUGCAGGCCGGCUAUGCUCAGAAGCUCCAGCUUCAGAAGGAAGCCCUGGAUGAGCAGCUCGGGCAGGUACGAGAGGCCGAGAGGUACAACCAUGGCAGCCCCAAGAGGGAGGUGGUGCCUGGGCUGGGGGACCAACAGGACCUGCUCAACAACCAGGAGGUAGAGGAGCGUGACAUGAGGAGGUUCCAGCUGAAGAUAGCGGAGCUCCACUCAGUCAUCAGGAAACUUGAGGACAGAAAUGCACUGCUUGCUGAUGAGAGGAAUGAACUAGUGAAGCGGGUGCGAGAGGCAGAGAGCCAAAUGAAGCCAAUAUUUGAGAAGAACAAAAGACUGUCAAAGAAGAAUGACGACCUCCUACAAACGCUUCAACGCAUGGAGGAGAAACUGAAGACCUUGAGUCGAGAGAGCGCUGAGAUGAAGGAAAAAGCCUCCUCCUCUCGCCCCCCCUCACAGCAGCAGCCCAUUCAGCCACAGCUAAAGCGUCCCAGCUCCCUGACAGACCUGAGCCACGCCCAUGAGGAACAGGAAGUGGAGUUCCUCAAGCUGCAGGUUGCUGAGCAACAAGGCAUCAUUGACGAGCUUGUGCAGGAACGUGACCGGUUGGUCAUGGCCAAAAAAAACAGAAGGAAACCUCUCAAACUGUCGAAAAGGCAUGUUGUGGAGACGUAUUUUGGAUUUGAUGAGGAGUCGAUCGACUCUGAGACCUCUUCUAUGACUUCUUAUAAUACUGACCUCACUGACCGCACGCCUGCAACCCCAGAGGAGGAUUUGGAAGACACUGUUACCCGUGAAGAGUCAGAGCUUCGCUUCCGUCAGUUGACCAGAGAGUACCAGGCUCUCCAGCGGGCCUACGCCCUCCUACAGGAGCAGACAGGGGGCUCUAUGGAUGCUGAGAGGGAGGCCAGGACACGUGAGCAGCUGCAGGUGGACCUAUGCAGCUGUCAGGCCAAGAUCAUGGACCUGGAGAAGGCCCUGGCAGAAAGGGGGCAGGAUUCAAAGUGGGUCGAGGAGAAGCAGUACUUGCUCAGGACCAACCAAGAUCUUCAUGAGAAGAUGUGUGCGUUGCAGCGGACAGAGACGCGUCUGCAGGCCGAGGUUCAGGAUGCCCGGGAUCAGAAUGAGCUGCUGGAGUUCAGGGUGCUUGAACUGGAAGAGAGGGAGCGUCGAUCUCCUGCCCUCAAUCUCCACAUGUCUGCAUUUCCUGAGAAUAGCAGCAGCGCCCUUCAGCUCUACUGCCACCAGGAGGGAGUCAAGGAUGUCAUCAUUCCUGAACUCAUGAAGAAACUGGAUAUCCUAGGGGAUAAUGGGAAUCUCAGAAAUGAGGAGCAGGUAGCAGUGAUCCAGGCAGGGACAGUGAUCUCACUGUGUGAGAAGUGGUUGAAGCAAAUAGAUAGCACAGAGGCUGCCCUGACACAGAAGAUGAUCGACGUGGAAAAUGACAAGGAGCUGUUCAGUAAGCAGAAGGGAUUCCUGGAGGAAGAGCUGGACUAUAGGAAGCAGGCCUUGGACCAGGCCUACAUGAGGAUCGAGGAGCUGGAGGCCACCCUGUAUAGCGCUCUGCAGCAGGAGCAGCCGGCAUGCCGGGAAGUGGCCGAGUCGCUGACAGACAGGCAGAGGGAGGAGCUGAGGCUAGCUGUGGAGAAGCUGCGGCGUCAGAUUCUCCGGCAGAGCCGGCAGUUUGACAGUCAGAUCUUACAGGAGCGCAUGGAGCUCCUACAGCAGGCCCAGCAGAGAAUAAGAGAGCUGGAGGACAGGAUCGACUUGCAAAGGAGACAAAUAAAGGAUAUAGAGGAAAAGCAUUUAUUCUUUGGCCUUAAUGACAGUGACUCUGGACCCACAUCAGGUGUUUCGGUGCUGUGGAGACAAGUGAGGACUAACAAAAACUUUGUUUUUUAUGCAUCUGUAGACAGCACGAAAACCCUAUGGCCUUUUUGAUAAGUGUGCACUUUU
Labrus mixtus (cuckoo wrasse) is the source of this 2853-nucleotide messenger RNA. RefSeq names its product janus kinase and microtubule interacting protein 1 (gene jakmip1). NCBI's taxonomy places the organism in Eukaryota, Metazoa, Chordata, Actinopteri, Labriformes, Labridae. Gene Ontology annotation, molecular function: microtubule binding; kinase binding; GABA receptor binding. The record is from RefSeq and is a predicted model, not a curated record.